Messenger RNA from Diversispora eburnea, 3345 nucleotides. NCBI's taxonomy places the organism in Eukaryota, Fungi, Glomeromycota, Glomeromycetes, Diversisporales, Diversisporaceae. The record is from the annotation of a GenBank genome assembly.
AUGUCUACCACCGAAUUUAUUACUCAAGAACAAUUAGCUUUUGAUUAUGAAGUAACAGAAGUUAAAAACUGGUGGAAUAGUGAACGGUUUCGUCUCGUAAAACGUCCAUAUACAGCCGAACAGAUAGUUUCCAAACGAGGUCUUCUUAAACAACAAUAUGCUUCUGAUACUCAAUCUAAAAAACUUUGGGCAUUAUUAAAAAAUCAUCAGAGGAAUAAGACGGCUUCUCAUACUUUUGGAGCUUUGGAUCCUAUUCAAGUAACACAAAUGGCUAAAUAUCUUGAAACAGUUUAUGUUUCGGGUUGGCAAUGUUCUUCGACGGCUUCAACCACAAAUGAACCGGGACCAGAUCUUGCAGAUUAUCCUAUGGAUACUGUUCCCAAAAAAGUUGAACACUUAUUUUUUGCUCAAUUAUUUCAUGAUCGAAAACAACGUGAAGCAAGAUUUAGUGUUUCAAAAGAGGCUAGAGCAAAAAUUCCAUUUGUUGAUUAUUUAAGACCAAUUAUUGCGGAUGCUGAUACAGGACAUGGAGGUAUCACUGCCACAUUAAAGCUUAGCAAAAUGUUUGUUGAACGUGGCGCUGCAGGAAUACACGUUGAAGACCAAGCGCCAGGUACAAAGAAAUGUGGACAUAUGGCGGGCAAAGUUUUAGUUCCUAUUUCCGAGCAUAUUAAUCGAUUAAUUGCCAUUCGUGUUCAAUUUGAUAUUAUGGGAGUUGAAAAUUUAAUUGUGGCACGAUCUGAUUCCGAAGCCGCAACAUUAAUCUCUUCUAACAUUGACAGCCGUGAUCAUCCAUUCAUUAUUGGGGUGACAAAUCCUGCAAGUAUUAAUCCAUUAGUAGAAGUUUUAGAUCAAGCUCAAGCGAAAAAUCUGACUGGUGAUGAACUUUCAAAAAUUGAAGAAGAUUGGAUGAAAGGGGCUAAUUUAAAAACUUAUCCUCAAGCUGUGUCUGAUGUAAUUAAAAAUUCCAAUAAAUCAAAUAAGGAACAACUUUUAAGAGAAUGGGACAAUAAAGCAAAUAGUUUAUCACAUAAAGAUGCUAAAAAACUUGCAAAAUCAUUGGGAUUUGAAAUAUUUUUCGAUUGGGAUUUGCCACGUACUCGAGAAGGAUAUUAUCGAUACCAAGGUGGAACUAAAUGUGCUAUCAAUCGUGCGGUUGCAUUUGCACCUUACGCCGAUCUUUUAUGGAUGGAAACGAAAAGUCCAAUUUAUGAACAAGCCAAAGAAUUUUCUGAAGGAGUAUUAUCAAAACAUCCGGAAGUUUUGUUGGCUUAUAAUUUAUCUCCAAGUUUCAAUUGGGAUGCUGCUGGUAUGAAUGACCAACAAAUUCGUGACUUUAUUUGGGCUUUAGGUAAACUUGGAUUUGUGUGGCAAUUCGUCACUUUGGAUGGUAUGUUGGCUUACGUUAAAGAUAUCCAACGUAAAGAGCGUGAUAAUAAUGUUGAAACAUUACAUCAUCAAACUUGGUCUGGUGCUAAUUAUUAUGAUUCUCUGAGAGGUAUCGCUUCAACUGCGGCUAUGGGUAAAGGAGUAACUGAAACUCAAUUCAAGAAGGCGAUCGCAGUGGUUAUUGGAUGGAUAUUUUUUGCAUAUUUAGCUUAUAAAAUAUCUACAGUUAAAAUUAAUGUAGAAAUAUGGGAUCCAUAUGAAGAACUCAGUAGAAUAUGGCAUCCAGAUAAAGCACCAACAGGAAAAGAAAUUGAAUAUGAAGAAAAAUUUAUUGAUUUUACAAAGGCUUAUAAAGUACUUACUGAUGAGGAUACUCGAAAGAAUUAUGAAGAAUGGGGACAUCCGGAUGGUAAACAAGCAUAUUCUUUGGGUAUUGCUUUACCUACUUGGUUGGUAGAAGCUAAAAAUAGUCCAUUCGUACUUGAUGGAAUUAGAACUCAUACGAUGGAAUUAUAUUUUAAAGAAUUAAAAGAUUCAUCUAGUAUAAAACAAAUAUUAGAAUUACUUUCUGCUUCAAUUGAAUAUUUGGAAUUGGUUGAACAACGACCUUCAGAUCAUACAAGAUUAUUGCCAGUGAUUAAUUCUAUUAAAGAAAAUUUGGAUAAAAGAUUCGGUGAAAAAUAUGAAAAAAGCAAAAGGUAUACAUCACCUUAUUGUCAAAAAGCAAAUGCUAUGAUAUAUGCUCAUUUAUUAAGAAUAGAUAUUGAUGAUAAAUUGUUGAUUAAAGAUAAAUAUUUUAUUAUUGAACGUGCAAUUCAUCUUAUUAAUGGAAUUCUUGAGAUCGCAUUAGCACAUAAUUGGUUAAAAACAAGUAUUCGUUGUAUGGAAGUUUCUCAAUUAUUAGUACAAGCUAUGUGGAUUCACGAUAAUCAAUUUGUUCAAUUACCUUAUGUGACUAAUGAUGUAUUAAAAUCUAUGAGAAUAAAAAAGAAAGUUAUAAGAAAUAUUGCACAGAGCGCAUUAAAACUUUCGAAUCCGUUAGAAUAUGAUUCUAUUAUGCGUGUUGCUGAAUUAUAUCCUAUCAUACGACUUGAGGAUGCAUAUUUUAAAGAAUCAAGUCCACUUGUACAUGCUCCUUAUUUAUCAAAAGAUAAAAAACCUUAUUGGUGGAUUUUUAUGGCUGAUGAUAAAAAAGAUAGAGUUUUAACUGAACCUAUUAAAAUUAGUGAUAUCGUGGUCACGUCUACAAAAAUAGUUAAAUUUCAAUUUCAAGCUCCCCCCGAACCCGGAUUUUAUUCUUAUGUUGUUUAUAUCAUGAAUGAUUCUUACCUUGUUGUAAAAGAUUCAUCAGCACUUCCACCGGAUGAAGAUAUUGAUGAUGAAAUAUCAGAACCUGAAGAAGAUUCGAUUGCUGGUCAAAUGAAAUUAAUGAGAGAACAAGGAUUUGCUGCCUCCUUACACUUGGAACCUGUUGAAAUUUAUAUUAAAAAAUGUAUUAAAUAUGUUGCUUGUCCAUGGAAUAAUGUUAAUGAAUCUACCAUUAAAAAUUGUUGGCAAAAGACAGGUAUUUUACCUGAAGUAGAUACAGAUGAAUUUAAUUUGGAUUAUACUGUAGAUGAAAUGGGACAUAGUGCUAAUGAAUUUAUUCAUUAUGAUGAUACAGAAGUUAUUAUAGAAAUAAGAACUAAUGAUGAAAUUCUAGCUACAGUUCUUCCUAAUAAAGAAGAUGAAACAAAAGAAAUAGAAGAAAAUCCAGAUUCUUUGUCAAUUAUUACUCAUAAUGAAGCUAUUGAAUUAUAUGAUAAAAUAAUUUUAUAUUUAGAACAACAGGAGGAAAGUUUUGAUACAACAAAAGAAAUCAAAUAUGUAAAAAAAUUAAAAAAAGAAGCUAUAAGACAACACUUUUUUUCAAUGACACAAAGUAAUCUUGAUAGUUUUAUUGAAGAUAUUUCUUAA